CCACACAUUUCCCACCACAAGCUAGGACUCUUCCCCUGCUUUGGGACAACAUCAAAUCAGACCCCUUAACCCUCCGUCUUCCUAAUCAAACCCAUCAUCCUGUCCUUCAUGGCUUCUUAGUGCCUAAUGAAUCAUAAACGCAAAACAUCACAAACCGACAUGUUCUUCUGUCACUUCCCAUUUUUCAGUCCAACCCCAUUUCUGAGCUCUUUCUUCUGCAUAUGCCGCUGCUCUUCUUAGUUUUCAACGAACCUGCGAUACAUCCCAUGAUGCUCCCUUGUUCAUCAGUUUCCUGGUAUUUUUAAUGUGUUUGUUGGUGUCUGAUAGGUUGUAUACUGUCAAAGGGAUCUAUCGCAUUCAUAUAUAUGUAUAUAGAGUGAGACAUUGAUAUCAGUCAGAUUGUGGAGGUUAGUCGGAGGGGGUAGUUGAGAUUUUCAAGAGCUGUCAUUUAAUGGAGCUGAAGAUGCUGGUCGGUUCCAACUCCAUGUCCAUGUUUGGCUCCUCUGAGGUCUCAGUCCCAACAGGGACAAGAGCCUGCUUGAGCUCUGUUCUUGGUUUCAGGGACAUUCUGAGUGUCAGAUCCUCUCCUGGGCAGCUCUGUUACUCCUGCCGAGGUGGCUAUCCUGUGAAAUGCUCGUAUUCGAGGACAUCGAACAACGCAGAACUCUCAAAUGGAUCAAUGAGUCCAAGUAAGUUCGUGUCAGACUCCUGCUCAUACCAUAUCAAUGGAACCAAUGGCACAAGCUCGAGGGCCUAUGCGCCCAAUGGCGCAAGCUCGAGGGCAUAUGUGCAAGAACUGAGUAUACUCGAUGCCUGUGAUGAUGAAUACGGGGGAGUCGUGGUUAAUGCCGAUAAUUUACCGCUCAAACCAAAUGCUUUUGCCUCGCGUCUUUGUUCCUCCCUUUCUCACUGGCGAAAGACGGGGAAGAAAGGGAUAUGGUUAAAGUUGCCUGUGGAAUUUGCUGAGUUUGUUCCCAUUGCCGUGAAGGAAGGAUUCGAGUACCAUCAUGCUGAGAGAGGAUACGUGAUGUUAACUUACUGGAUUCCUGAAGGGCCCUGCUUGCUCCCUGCCAAUGCUUCUCAUCAAGUGGGUGUUGGCGGUUUUGUUAUAAAUGAGAAUAAUGAGGUUCUCGUAGUGCAAGAGAGAUACUGCACUCCUACUUUUGCUGGUCUGUGGAAAUUGCCGACGGGAUUCAUUCUCGAGUCAGAGGAGAUAUUCGAAGGAGCAGUCAGAGAAGUCAAGGAGGAAACCGGUAUUGAUUCCGAGUUUGUGGAAGUAAUUGCCUUCAGACAUGCUCACAACGUGGCAUUCGAGAAGUCAGACCUGUUCUUCAUUUGUAUGCUGAAACCAGUAUCAACAAAAAUCAUGGUGGAUGAUCAUGAAAUUCAAGCUGCAAAGUGGAUGCCGCUCGUGGAUUUUGUUGAGCAGCCGCUAAUCCAAGGGGACAAGAUGUUCAAGAAAAUAAUUGACAUCUGCAUCGCCCGUCUUGGAAGGAGAUACUGUGGGCUGCAUCCUCACCAAGUGAUCUCAAAGUUUGACGGGAAAGAAUCUACAUUGUAUUACAACGUCGUUGAGACCAUAGACGCGAACUGUGAAGCCAACUCAAGCUCGUGAUGGAACUGCUGGUCUACUAAUCAGUGGCCCCGCUAUUUCUUUCCCUCUUGUUUUUUGUCUGGGAAAUCCAUUUUGAAUAUCUGCUGCUCUCAGCAGUCGUGUUAGCAUUGUAUACUGCAGUGAUAUGUGUCGUGUACAUAUAUGUUCUCAUGUAUUCGUAAGCUGUAUAUGUCAAAGAUUGUACCAUAAUGGACUUUUACAGUAAAACACUUCUUCAAUGAAUUGGGUUUUUGGCC
Punica granatum (pomegranate) is the source of this 1851-nucleotide messenger RNA. Lineage: Eukaryota; Viridiplantae; Streptophyta; Magnoliopsida; Myrtales; Lythraceae. The record is from RefSeq and is a predicted model, not a curated record.